Molecule: messenger RNA, 324 nt
Organism: Bacidia gigantensis
Lineage: Eukaryota; Fungi; Ascomycota; Lecanoromycetes; Lecanorales; Ramalinaceae
Exons: 2
Coding region: 1-324 (107 amino acids)
Source: RefSeq, a predicted model, not a curated record
AUGCUGAAGCCAACAGUCCCGCGGCUGCUCCGAUGUAUCCCAAAAAGAAAAUUGCUGAAGGCUCCCUAUCGCAGAUACGCUACCUCAGAUCGCACAUCCGAUCGUGUCGCCACGAAUGAUCCCUCGCCCCCAGCUCCUACCCAAAAUGUAUCUGACAGCAAUGCUGUUCCCAUAUCACCACAGGGUCUACGUGAUUCUGAUCAGCCAUUACAAGAACUGCCAGAAGAUAGCGAGAGACAACGGGUAAGCAACAAUAUGUUCAAUAUCAAGUUUAAGAUAUUUGCGACCUCCGUUCUACGUUCUACCAGGAGAAUGAUACACUGA